Dinoponera quadriceps is the source of this 3427-nucleotide messenger RNA. Its product is annotated as dystrotelin-like. Gene Ontology annotation, cellular component: plasma membrane. The coding region runs from base 558 to 2483 and encodes 641 amino acids. Gene Ontology annotation, molecular function: zinc ion binding. The transcript is spliced from 13 exons. Gene Ontology annotation, biological process: synaptic signaling. The record is from RefSeq and is a predicted model, not a curated record. Lineage: Eukaryota; Metazoa; Arthropoda; Insecta; Hymenoptera; Formicidae.
CACAGCGAAAGAAUCUGUUGCAACCUAUUCGUGCGAAUUUAAUCCAUAUUCAAAAGCAAUGACAGGAUUUGACAGGCAAAUUAUGUGGAGGUUUAGGCGAUACGAAUCAUUUCAUCAGUAGGCUUAUUCUAUAACUUUUAAUGACAGUGCCCUUAUCGUUGCAUUGUCGUUUUGCAUAGCUUUUCUGCUAUACAUUAGGCAAUGACAAUGUAACGAUGACAAGGUUAUCGUUACAAUUUACAGAAUAAGCUUAUAAGGAAGUUGGAAAAAUAUGUUAUACAUUACAAAGUGAAGUGAAAUGCAGACGUGGAACGAUGUAGAACGGCGCACAGAGAGAACUGGAAGUUGAAAGUUCCGGACGCGGAGCACGUCCAGACACAACAUCCAAAAUCGAGACGUAAGAUAUCUUUAAGACUUCUUUAAGACGCCUUGUGUCCCGAUUUUGGAUAUUUCGCUAUCUAGGACGCGUUAGCGGAGCAAUCGAGGUGACAGAGACACCGGUGGACUUCGACGCGACAUGACGAGUAUCUAACAACUCAAACUAUCAACAUUCAAUCAUGGAGGAUAUCAUACGGUCUAUGCAGGAAUGCAAUGCCAUUCGUUACACAUCUUAUAGGACUGCCGUGAAGAUGCAAAUAUUACACAGAGAACUGAACAUGCAACAUGUACAGCUAGGAUUAAUAGCAGGAGUCUUUGAACGUCAUAGACUGUCCAUCACCGAAAACUGUGUUAAUCUGGAUCCAAGUGAAAUCGAGGAUGUUCUGUCCGAUAUAUAUUUCGCUGCGCAGAAAGAAAGUAAUUUCAAUUUCGACGUUGAUCUUGCGACAAAACUUGCCACUAAUUAUAUCUUGCGUACUUUUGACAAACAAAAUACUAGAAAUAUCUUAGUGUUCUCAGUGAAAGUUGCGUUGGUAUUGCUGAGCAACGGUAGGCUGCAAGAGAAGUACGGCUAUCUGUAUCAACAGUUAGCCGAUCACAAUGCAUGUUUGUCCCGAGCUAGUUUGCAUACAUUGUUAACCAACAUCUGCAAAAUAACAGAGAUGCUCGGAGAAAGCAUAGCGUACGGGUAUGAACAGAUUCAGCUGCACAUAGACGCCUGUUUCGUGAAGUCUCAAGGUUGCCUCGGUGUCACCGAAGCAGAAUUCGCCGCGUGGAUCAUGCAGGAACCACCUCUGUUGGUCUGGAUAACGACGUUCAAUCGAAUCAAAUCAGCAGAACACAUUGUACACAACGUGAGAUGUUCCUCGUGCAAGGUAACACCUGUGCAGGGACCGAGAUACACGUGCUUGAAAUGCACGGGGUACCAUCAGUGCCAGGAUUGUUUUCUCUUAGGCAAAACCUCAAACAAACACAAGCUGAAGCAUCCGAUUCGCGAGUAUUGCGUGAAGACUUCACAUCGCGAAGUUACCAAACUGAUCAUCGAGCUAAUCAGAAACAAGCUAAGAUUGUGUCCCACCAGAACAGUCGCGAUAAACGCGGAGGAUGUAGUCGCGGAUGCUGUUAGUAACGAGACAAGACGGGCGGACUGUGGUUCAUUGAGGAGCACGAUCAGGCGAAAAAUUCUCAGCGAUCCACAGAAGGAAUUACAAAGUAUCAUAACGCACUUGGAGGAGGAGAAUCGGCAACUGCAGAUCGAGCUGUUAGACAUACGGGGCACCAAAGCAGAGAGGCUGCAACGGCACAGAGCGACCAUCGAGUCUCAGUUGCAACGAUUGAAAACGCUCAAGAAAUACUUGUUCACCGACACGGCUCAAGCGCCGCAGAUCAUCACUCGCAUGCAGAGCACUCCGAUGCUGCCGCCCUUAUCAUCCAGACUCACAGCCUUGCCCUUGGAAUUCGAGCUGAGCCCAAUUAUCAGGCAGGAUAACGUUCAACAAGGGCUCAAGUUGCAUCAUAGGAAAAACAAAGCAACAUCGAGCACCUUCAAUACGUCGUUACCCAUAGAGCGUACGGCGGAAGAGGAUAACGCUAACGCUCUUCCCUGUAUCGAGGAGGCCUCCACGAGUUCUGGAUUUAACAUGCCGGAGAGCAGUCGCAUAGAAUUAAGCACGUGGAUCGGAGGCACAAGAAUGGGGGAAAUGAAUCCGACUGAUAGUGGUUUCUCUCAGUGGUUGGCCGCCGGCAACCCGACCUGCAAAGAGGACAACUAUACGGCUAACACGGCGGUUAGCAGCACGGAUAACGACUUGUCACUGGCGGCUUCUCAAUCCCCCACCGGCAUCCACAGGGACAAUACUCCGUCCUCCUUGCAGCGUCCUGAUAAACACUCGCAGCACAGUAGCUUGCAGAAUAUCCAAGGAGAUCUUAAUGAUAUUUUAGACAGACUGCAAAAUAUGGUCGCCAACGAUUGCUUACUCGACGAGUCAUACGACGGCAAUGACAAUUGUAAAUUAAAACGUGCUACCACGGAGAUGGAAGAUUUAUUAACUGGCCUCAUCGAAGGUAUGGAAUCUCGCAAAAGUAAACUUACUACAAUUGUCUGAAGACUGCUUUAAAUAUAAAUCUAGAUAAAUCUAGACGUCGUGACGUUUAGGAAUCUUUAGGUCACAUUUGAUUUUUCUUUUACUUUCAUCGCAAUCGCAAGCACUUACUUUUUUCAUCUUUUCGGCAAGCUUAUUUCAUUGACAGUGGCUUGUAAAUAUCCCAUUUUACGAUAUUAUGUAACAUGUGUCCAAAGAAAGAAAUGAAUGUGAUCUAAUUAUUGUGAACGAUAACGGUUGAUACGAAAAUCGCCGAUAUAUUAUUACACGUCGAUAAUCAAAUAGCUAUACUUAGGACUAAUUGCAAAUUAGCUGCUCGAAAAAUCAAAUAUUUUUAUACGUUUUGUACGCGUAUUUAUGUAAUAUCUGUGCAAUCACACGAGAGAAAUAAUCUGUUAAGAUUUUUAAAAGAUUUCGAUAAUGAUUACGAGAAACUAUGUUAUAGCUAUAGCGUAUAGUUUCUAAAAGAUUUCUCUAUGACAGAGAGAAACGAUGUGCAUAAAUUUUGUAUACUUGCACGUCAUUUUAAAGUUUAAAAAUCAAUUUAUACUUGCGAUAAUUAUAGGAUAAUUGUGUAAUAUUUACUUCAAUUACGCUGCAAUGCGAAUAGUCAUUUAUCAGUUCCGUCCAUUUUUUAAGUCUCUUGAUGCACCGUCUGAUUUUGCCUGUUUGCAUUAUCCACGCACUCUCUUACAAGACGCCAUAUUUCUACAUCAAAGUACAAUAUACUUUAUUUUCAGUAACAUAAAAGUUUUACUUACGUACACUCGAUCUUCUUGUCGCACAUUCUUCCAAUACAUGUAAAAAGCGGCGGAUUCCCCCGCCUCUGAUUAUACGUAUAUAAACGAAUAUCUUUUACAUUCUACGUUAAAGAAUAACAUGCGUCGUUGAUCGAAUUUAUAGGACCGACUAGAUGAUUGAUUGUGACGUAAUCUACGUACAAGAGA